Messenger RNA from Passer domesticus (house sparrow), 498 nucleotides. Its product is annotated as scale keratin-like. Gene Ontology annotation, cellular component: intermediate filament. The record is from RefSeq and is a predicted model, not a curated record. The coding region runs from base 1 to 498 and encodes 165 amino acids. The transcript has a single exon. NCBI's taxonomy places the organism in Eukaryota, Metazoa, Chordata, Aves, Passeriformes, Passeridae. Gene Ontology annotation, molecular function: structural constituent of cytoskeleton.
AUGUCCUGCUACGACCUGUGCUCCAUCGGUGGCUCUGGCCUCAUUGGUGGCUCCGGCCUCAUCGGUGGCUCUGCCUGCGGUGCCCUCCGGCCCCAGCCCCUGGCCAGCAGCGGGAAUGAGCCGUGUGUCCGCCAGUGCCCUGACUCCACCACCGUGAUCCAGCCUCCCGCCGUGGUGGUCACCUUCCCCGGCCCCAUCCUCAGCUCCUUCCCCCAGGAUUCCGUGGUGGGAUCUGCUGGAGCACCCGUCCUUGCAGCCUCCGGGGCCUCCCUGGGCUAUGGGGGAUUUGGCUCUGGGGGCUAUGGGGGAUUUGGCCUUGGUGGCUAUGGGGGUCUGUGGGGCUAUGGGGGCUCCUCCCUGGGCUUUGGGGGUCUGGGGUACUGUGGGGGCUCCUCCCUGGGGUACCGGGGUCUGUUUGGCUCUGGGAGAUCCUUUGGCUCCUGCAGCUCCUACUCCCGCUAUGGCCGCUACCGCCGUGGCAGCUGUGGCCCCUGCUAA